AUCCUGAAGCUGAAGCUCCAAUACUUUGGCCACCUCAUGAGAAGAGAAGACUCCCUGGAGAAGACCCUGAUGUUGGGAAAGAUGGAGGGCACAAGGAGAAGGGGACGACAGAGGACGAGAUGGUUGGACAGUGUUCUUGAAGCUACCAGCAUGAGUUUGACCCAACUGCGGGAGGCAGUGGAAGACAGGAGUGCCUGGCGUGCUCUGGUCCAGGGGGUCACAAAGAGUUGGACACGACUAAACGACUAAACAACAACAAUAGGUAGCCGUGUUGGUCUGACGCAGUCGAAAUAAAUAAAAAAAAUAAAAGAGUUAGUGUCGAAGGUGCUACUGGACAAUUUUUUAAUUUUGACUGCUAGAUUUGGGCUUCUACUAGAUGACCACGUGCACAUUUUGUAGGAUCAUCUCCAAAGAAAGGGAGCCCGUGACUGUUCCUUUAAAAAACACACACGGCGGAUUUCUAGAUGCAAUACUUCCCCUACUUUUUGCGUUGCAUCCUAACCGGAACCUUAAGUCGCGGUUGCGUGGAGCUUUGUGAGGCACCUCUUUGACCGCGACCACACCCGCCGUUGAACUGAGCAUGCGCAGAAGCGCCGGUUCCCUUUUAGCGGAAGUGGGGAGUCCGAGGCGGUUGCUGUGGAAACCGCGCCCAUCGGAAGGGGCGUGGCGUAAAUGAGCACCUCCUCUCGCCUUAAAGGGCAAUCCUGUGACGCGCCGAAUGCGGGCUGAGUCUAUCAAGGUUGCAGAUGAUCGCGGAUUAGUGUCGUCUUUAUUGGCCUGUCAGAGGAAAGGUUGCCUCCUUCAUACGCAGAAGGAGGACCCGGAACCAAGGUGUGCCCACCCUUAUACAGACAUUUUAAAUUGCCAGCCCUGGAGUCCAAGACCAUCCCCAGAAACAUCAUACAUACAUCACAGAAGGGGUGUAGCUCAAGACCCCCCCCGACACAUCAUACCUACAGGAAACCAUGCAAAGAACUCCUGCCAUGAACAUGUUUGUGUGCAUCUCUGUGCAAAGGAAUUUGAAGGUUGCUGGACCAGUACCUGCAGAUCCCUGGAUGCCCACAGGGAUGGGGAUUUGCCAGGGCAGCCUUCCAAAAUCCAUCAAGCCCUUGAAACGUGAACUACAAGAGAAGCUGCAGAGUCCCAUCAUCAUUUUUAUGGUAGGUGGUCCAGGUUGCGGCAAGCAGAUACAGGGUCACCGGCUGGCUAGCAAGUAUGAUUUCUACCACGUUGGCAUCGGAGAGCUGCUGCGAGCGGAAGCCAGCAGGCCCACCCGGAAAGGAAAGACCAUUAGGGACAUCAUCCUGAAAGGUGCUCUGGUGCCCUCGGGCUACAUCUUGGAACUGCUUACUGACAACAUGCUAAAAGCCGAAAACGUCAAAGGAUUCUUUGUUGAAGGCUUCCCCCGGGAAAUCCAUCAGGCCAAACUAUUUGAAGAAGUGGUGGGGCGUGCACCCAACAUCGUGAUAGUGCUUGACUGCUCAACGGAGACUAUGGUCCAGCGACUGCUGAUCCGAAGCCAGAUGGGCGAGAGGGUGGAUGACCAUGAUAAAAUCAUCCAGAACCGGCUUGACACUUACUAUACACUGUGUGAGCCCGUCUUCACCCACUACCUACAGAAAAGCCUACUUCGGCAUGUAGGUCUCAGAGAACUUGGCUGGGCCCCCUUCCUUGUCCUUUCCCACAGAAUCCAGGCCUGGAAGUCCUGGCAACUUUGCAAGAGGGCAGCUUAUUUGCUUCUGAUGUGGACAAGCAGCCAAUGCAGUCCUUUCAGAAAGACUCUCUCUUGCCUACUAACAGGGCCAUUUGAAAGGUUGUGUCCAAUAGGCAGUGAGGCAGGAAGCAUUAAGUCAAAAGGGCAGGAGGUUGGAAACAGCCACAUUAGACCCCAAUCUUCUUAUUUCAGGGAGGAGGUCUUCCAGAAAUGCUUGUGAAAAAGUUGUACUAGAAUGCAAAAUCUCAAAUGCACUCACUCCUCAACCAAGUAAUAGGAUCAUAAGCAGAAGAGCCCUCUAGUAGAUCAUUUGCUACAAUUCCCUUCCUUGAAGCAGGAUGGCAGAUAUCAAAGAACUUAAAAGGAUGCUGUCCUGUUCAUCCUUGACUACGCAAAAUGAUUUCCCCUAACUUCUUCCAGUUUGCCACUAGCAGUUUCUCCUGAUUUUGAAUGUUAAGUGUCAAAGCGCAGUUUAUCUUGGACACUCAUCAGAACUGCCAAGAAGAAGAGCUGGUUAGGUACUGCACCAGGUCUGCUUCUUGCUCUAAAGAAGCCACUGAAAGCUGCUUUCCAGGAGCAGCUCUAUCUGAUGGGAGCUGCUAGCUCCCCUUAGAUGCCCAAGGGCAGCUGAAGAAUGACAAGGAGACACCCCCCUUCUAGAAGGGAGCAAAGCCCCAUCCAUGCUGAUGACAAAAGGAAAGACUAAGGCAAGGUAUAAAAUCUAGUUGGACGUCUUUACCAAAGAAACUCUUACAAAAUAGUGAGAAUGCUUUUGAGCUCUCCAAAAUUCUUCCAUUAGGCUGGUUGUUAAGCAAUGCAGGGGGUAGGAAGAAAAAAAGUUGGCUCGAUGGAAUAUAAACUUUGUGGCUACUCCGUUGGUGUUCAAUAUGUUAACUCCUACAAAACUUCAGUUCAAUCGGAUUAGGCUCAAUUUGAUAUUGAUGGGUUUGAAGAUGCACCUCAAUAUAUUACUAAACUGGAUUUUUGCAUCUCUUCUUAUAGGUCAACAAAGCUUUCUUUGCUUUUUUCUGCAAUUCUAUCAGAUGUGAAUUAAGCCAAACCUAAUCUAAGCAGAAAGUAAACGUCUUGCUCUAGAGCAGCUGGGGUCAAGGAAGAUUUUUGUCUCCCGUUAGCUGUGACAGUAGAUGUGGCCUGUUUUGCACAAGACCUCUAUAGGAACCAUUAAGUUAAACUGAGCAAAGAGGCUACAGUUAGGGACACAGGUUUGUGUGUUCUUUCACCCCAUGAGUGGGGGCACAGAACACAUUUGGCCCCCACAGCAAUUUGCUGCUUUUUCUUUUCUUUGGGACUAUCCCAUGGGAAAAUUUUAACAGCUGCACCAAGGUCUAGUGAUGGCCAUACCUACUCCAAGCCCUCCUAAAACUGGGCAGGCUUCCUUUCAUUGUCCAUGUCUACCCCAGCGUGGGGGUGGGUCAGCAGCAAGUGUUGUUUUCUGCUGCGUGCUUGGCAUAAUUCCUUAUAAACAGAGGCAUGCUCAGGCUUUCUAUACCCGGUGGUAGCAACAGAAAAGUCUCCUCUGUAAGUAGCUGGCUCCAGAUGUGCCCAAGAGCUCUUCAUUCCAUUUAUUUCCAGAUCCUUGGGGAAGAACCACCAGACACCAUUUUUACCAAAUCCUGCAGUGUAGUGGAUGAAGUGAUAAAGGCAGCUACCACUAAAUAAAGUGCAAAGCUAGGUAUCUCUACGUAAAAAUAAAGAUUUAUGCUGCUGGUCCA
Molecule: messenger RNA, 3447 nt
Organism: Podarcis raffonei (Aeolian wall lizard)
Lineage: Eukaryota; Metazoa; Chordata; Lepidosauria; Squamata; Lacertidae
Product: adenylate kinase isoenzyme 1-like
Exons: 7
Coding region: 966-1934 (322 amino acids)
Biological process (GO): nucleoside triphosphate biosynthetic process
Cellular component (GO): cytosol; cytoplasm
Molecular function (GO): ATP binding; AMP kinase activity
Source: RefSeq, a predicted model, not a curated record